This is a messenger RNA of Carassius gibelio (silver crucian carp), 4964 nucleotides long. It is a transcript of the gene git1, whose product is annotated as G protein-coupled receptor kinase interacting ArfGAP 1. The transcript has 21 exons. The record is from RefSeq and is a predicted model, not a curated record. Gene Ontology annotation, biological process: regulation of ARF protein signal transduction; brain development. Gene Ontology annotation, molecular function: GTPase activator activity; protein binding. Lineage: Eukaryota; Metazoa; Chordata; Actinopteri; Cypriniformes; Cyprinidae. The coding region runs from base 474 to 2750 and encodes 758 amino acids.
CACGACAGUGGGGCGAGAGACAGACGUCAGAGAGAGGCGAGAGAGGGAGACUAUGCAGCCCGUCAUACAGAAGUGUAUUGGGCAGUGGAUGUAAAUAAACCGUGUACUAUAUCCAUACUUUUCUUAUUCCCACCCCCUUUUGCCCGAGACAGAGACGGGGCUUGGAUGAUCGGGGUAAAGAUUAGUGGGGACAACCAGAAUUCAAUAAUCUGAUAACGUAAGGGGCCUUUUAAAAAUCUGAUUCAUUUUAAGGAAUCGUAAAGUCCUUGUAGCGGUAAAACAGAAGACACCACAGGGGGAAAAAAGAAAGGAGAGAGAGAAGGGUAAGGACCGGGAGUGCUGGGGAGCUCGUCGCCGGCUUCCGGACAUUUGGGGCGGCAUUGAAAUCGCAGACGUCGCUCCUGGGGAAAAGCAAGACUGAUAUCUUCAGUAUUGGACUAAAAUAUCUGGAAGCGGUAGAUUUUGUUUCAGCGAUGUCCAGGAAAGUCCAAAGAAGCGAGGUGUGCGCCGACUGCAGUGCACCAGAUCCGGGCUGGAGCAGUAUAAACCGAGGAGUUCUGAUCUGUGAUGAGUGCUGUUCUGUGCACCGGAGCCUGGGCCGUCACAUAUCCAUCGUCAAACACCUGCGACACAGCGGCUGGCCUCCUUCCUUACUGCAGAUGGUGCAGACCCUGGCCAGUAAUGGAGCAAACUCGAUCUGGGAACACUCUCUGUUGGAUCCAGCGCAAGUUCAGAGUGGGCGCAGGAAACCAAACCCUCAAGAUAAAGUCCACCCCACUAAGUCAGAGUUCAUUCGCGCAAAGUACCAGAUGUUAGCCUUCGUCCACAAGCUGCCCUGCCGUGAUGAUGAUGGGGUCACUACGAAGGACCUCAGCAAGCAACUCCACUCAAGUGUGCGGACAGGAAGUCUGGAGACGUGUUUACGGCUGCUGUCACUGGGGGCACAAGCCAACUUCUUUCACCCGGAAAAGGGCACGACCCCUCUUCAUGUGGCUGCCAAAGCGGGGCAGGUUCUGCAGGCCGAACUGCUGGUGGUGUACGGGGCGGAUCCAGGAGCUCCAGAUAUCAAUGGCCGCACACCUAUAGACUAUGCCCGGCAAGCAGGUCACGUGGAGCUUGCCGAGCGCUUGGUAGAGUGUCAGUAUGAGCUCACAGACAGGCUGGCCUUCUAUCUUUGUGGACGUCGCCCAGAUCACAAAAACGGUCAUUACAUCAUCCCUCAAAUGGCAGACAGAGCUCGCCCUAAGUGCCCGACGCAGAGCCUGGACCUCUCUGAACUGGCCAAGGCAGCCAAGAAGAAGCUUCAAGCGUUAAAUAACCGUUUGUUCGAGGAGCUGGCUAUGGAUGUGUACGAUGAAGUGGACCGUAGAGAGAACGAUGCAGUGUGGCUGACAACUCAGAACCACAGUACGCUUGUGACCGAACGGAGCGCCGUCCCCUUCUUACCCGUCAACCCUGAAUACUCCGCAACACGCAACCAGGGCCGGCAGAAAUUGGCUCGCUUCAAUGCCCGAGAAUUCGCCACGCUUAUUAUCGACAUUCUCAGUGAUGCCAAGCGACGGCAGCAUGGAAAGGGCUUGACAAGCCCCACAGACCCGCUGGAUCUGAGUCAGGCAGACGAUGACCAGCACGAUUAUGACAGCGUAGCAUCUGAUGAAGACACAGAUAGUGAGCUAACGGCACAGAAUAACAACAACACCCAGCGCAACAACCGGGCCAAGAGCAUGGACUCGUCGGACCUGUCAGAUGGGCCCAUCACACUACAGGAGUAUCUGGAGGUGAAGAAAGCACUGGCCUCCUCAGAGGCCAAAGUUCAGCAGCUCAUGAAGGUCAACAACAACCUGAGUGAGGAGCUGAGGAGGCUUCAGAAGGAGAUCACGCGGAUGCAGACGGAGAACAGUGCGCUGCGGGGGGCCCAGGCUGGGGCUGGGGGCUCUGUGACCAGGGGUGGUGGCCCAGGGCUGUGGCCUGGUGGGGUAAGGGGUACAGGCGGAGGGGUAGGUGGAGACUCCAGCCUAAACACACCCUCGUCUGCCCCCCUCCGCCGGGAUAGACAAGCCUUCUCUAUGUAUGAGCCCGUGGGGACCAACCCCAAAGCUCACACCCCAGCCCUGGACCCCCUGACGGGCCGCCUGCAGCCUCUCAGCCCCGUGCGAAAGGGCGCUCCGACGGGUCCCACCCCCUACGGAGGAGCGCACCUGUCAGCCUCCACUGACGGCCGAUAUUAUCCUCCAAAAGCGGGAGAGAAAUAUGGGAGCGGACCUGAUAGUGACUAUGACAACUCUCAAAUGUACGACGUCUCCCUUGGUGUGGGCCGCAGCAGUGAAGAGGACAGCAGGGAUGUGGAAGACACCGAGGGUGAGCCGGACCCCACGCUGCCCUGCACAGAGGACGUCAUCCUCAAAACAGAGCAGGUCACCAAGAACAUCCAGGAGCUCCUGAGAGCCGCACAGGAGUUUAAACACGACAGUUUUGUGCCAUGUUCAGAGAAAAUCCACAUAGCUGUGACAGAAAUGGCCUCGCUGUUUCCCAAGAGACCAGCGUUAGAUGCAGUACGUUCUUCAUUGAAGCUUCUGGCGGCCAGUGCGUCCCGCCUGCAGGUGGAGUGUCGUAAAGCGGCGCCCUCCGACUCGUCGGCCAGUACGGUGGACUACCAGCUCCUCACCCAGCAGGUCAUCCAGUGCGCCUAUGACAUCGCCAAAGCUGCCAAGCAGCUGGUCACCAUCACCACCCGCGAGAAAAAACAGUGACCCUCCGACACACCAGGCCAGGGGCAAAGACUGAGAAACCAGAGAAAAGAGCAAAAACUGACAGCUGGGAACCGUUGGUCGGCUAGAUGGAAAAAAAAGAUGGGAAAAGAGAGGGUGACAAAUCCAGCUGCGGCCAACUGCGAGAUGUUUGGGAGAAGCUGAAUGGAGCGGCCUGCUUUUCCUUACACUCCUUUUCUUCUCUCAUUUCAGUAUUUCAGGAGGAUCUUCUUUCAUCUACACAUCUAAAUACAACAACACUACACAGGCAGACCCACAGUUCAGUGCUGAUGGUCUGCUAGCGCAUGCACAAGCACUCCUAACCGUCAGACAACCAGAAACCUUCCUCCUAAAUCAUGUAUAUUCAGUUUUUCCUUUCUCUCUGUCUUUCAAUUGAUUUUGUGUUUUUAAGUGCAGCUCCAUUGGCCUGUUUCUCUUGGGACAAAUGUACUGACUUUAAACAACAACACUGGAGUUAUUUUAACGAUUAUGACUUAAGUUUCGUAUUAUUGUUACAAUUAUUGAUGUCUUCUUUUGAGUUUUGUUUCAUUUAGUUUCGGUGGAAAUCACACAGAGCUUUGCGAACAUUAACAGAGGUGAACAAUAACCCGUGAAAACUAACCAGAACACUCGCGUCCUCCAGUGGUAGAAGCACUGGUUCACUCACACAGUGUUUUACUAUGUAGUUCCUCUUUUUUUUUUUUGAAGUGCGUUAAACACUAGCCAAAGGAGCAGAGGGGAAUGAUGACACUACAGUUACGGAUCCCCUCUUUUUUCCGUCUUCGAGCACAAAGACAGCAGUCGGGGUUGAUGUACAUAAAAGGUUCAUCUCAUCUCAAUCCCUCUGUUAGUGGGUUUUGGUAUCAGAACAAUGCAAAUGUCUUAGCACAAUCAUCACAUUGUCUUUAGCUUGUUAGGUUAGGACAAAACCAUCACUUUAGGACCAUAUGUUCACUUUCUGCACACAAUCGAAUGACCUUUUUUUUUAUUUUGGGGGAGUGUUCACUUCAGGACCAGGUGUGUGGUGAUUGUUUGUUUUCCUUGUGAGAAUAUUUGAUUUCGUUGUUCUUUAUAAUUCAUGAUUUGUUUUUUCUAAUUGAGCAUGUGUGUAGUUAAUGGUUAUUAAUGUAAGAAGACCCUUAUGUUUUAUAAGCUACGAGCAUGUGAAUGUUGAGGGUUGAAGAUGACCACUUAUCAAUUUUUUCGUCACUAACAUUUCACAUACAGUCACAGGGAAACCGUGUCACGUCCGUGAGGAUGUCCAUCUGCUGCAUCAGGACCAGUGAGGUCACACUCUGUCGAGGCGGUCAGGGGCACUUUUGUUGAGAAUUGUGGGAAACGAGUCCCUCGCUGUGUUGAUGUUCAUGGGAGAGGAGUUGAACUGGAGCUUCCAGUACGUACGCACAUGUAGAUGAGCGUGAUCAAACCAAGUAUUUGUUGUACAGUUACUUUGCAUUUUAGAUGCCUUAAAUGUCCUAUUGUUUUCCAUAUCGGUUUUAUCCACCAGCCUUUUAAGUUAAGCCAUUUUUUCAUUCUUGCCUUUUGUUUCCUUAAUUUGGGGAAUGGGAUAAUGUUAGCAUCCCCUGAAAACGUGUCAAAAAAGAUUGUCUGAAAAUCGCUUGAUCAUUGCCUUUGCACAUCUGCUAGACUGACUUUAAUCAGUAAUCAUGUGUCUUCCACACUAUAGAAGCACAUGGUGAGUAAAACAGUGUAUGCUUCAAAUUUUUUCAUUUUACGUCUUCAUUUUACACUAAAUAUGUCAGGAUGGUUUACUGUGGUGAUGGCUUAGGAGAAAAGAGUUUGGGCCAUUAUUUAAUAAGCACUAAAAUCAGAGCGAGAGAUUUCUGACAAAGAUGUCAUUGCACACGCACUAUAAAUCUGAUUCCUUUCAGAGUAGUCUGUAGAUUUUCCCAGCCAUCCUGUUGCAGAUGCAUACAUUGCUCACAUAAUGCACCUGGGAAAUUAUUUUUUAAAUAGAUUAAUGCACACACACACACACACACACACACACUUCCGUGAUCAGUCAUACUGGCUGCACUAUACUUAUGACUGUUCUUUAGCACGUGGUUAUUACAUGAGAGAUUAACUGAUGGGAGAAACUUGUUCAGCAGAGGCAACCUGUAAAAUAAAGAAAUUAAAUAAAAGACUAAGCAAAACCAUUUAAAAAGUAAUAAAGACUCAUAAGCUGUACAUUUGUAAUAAAUGAAAGAAAACGUU